CUCGGUCUCAUAGUCUAACACACGGUUUAUAUUAUUAUUGGUCUAAUUUACACAAUUCUUUCUCAAGUUCAUGUAUAAAUCACUAAAUCAAUUGAAAGGUGAUCAAGCUCUCAAUGCAUUAAGUUCAAUAAUAUAAACUCGUCAUGCAAAUAACCAAUAAAUCUUGAAUUAAACUAACAAAAACAGUCACAUACUUCAAAAAUUAAAAUCCACCCAUCCCUAGUUCAAAGAAACCUAGCCACACAUGUUUAUGUUCUCAACAGCCAUGAAAAAUAAAUCCCAACAAAAAAUCAUAAUAAAAAGAAAUCAAAAACAACAAAACCCAAACGGAGAAUUGCAGUUUGCCGAAUGAUGUGCUGUGGUCGGGAUCUCCCAAGAAGGCUGGGCGGCAGCGUGGCUGGGCGGAGAAGAGCAAGGCUGGGCGGCGGCUGUUCUCUUCUGCUGCUGGUGAACAACAGAGGCGGGUGCUGGGAUUUUGGGCGGCUGGGUGCUUUUGACCUUGCGCAGAACAACUUCUCUCGCGUAGAACAACUCUCUUGCCCUGCUGGUGGGAGGUUUAUAACACUGGCCGUGACCUAUGGAGGAGACGUCUAUUUCGUUCCCGUACCUGUAUCCGUUUUUCUGAUUAUACUUGUUGGCAUGCUAUAAGUUUAAUAAGGGGCACUCCAUAUUUACUUACUGAGUUUAUCUCAUAGUUUUUCCUUGUCCACCAUUUCAGGAAGCGAAAUCGAGGAUGGGGAAACCAUGGGAAGUGACGAGUUAGAAGGCUAGCCAUUGUAAUUGGAUAUGAAAUUUUAGAGAUAAAUCAUGAUCUUGUAAACUAGACGUUUAUUGGAGAUUUAUGAUAUUAGAGCAAAUUAUAAAAUUUGAUCUUCAGAUUUUGAUGGUAUCAGAUUGUGUGGGAUUAUACACUAGUAAAUCGUGUGCCUGUUAGUGGGAGGUUUAUAACACUGGCCAUGAUCUAUAGAGGAGACGUCUAUUUCGUUCCUGUACUGUAUCCGUUUUUCGUGAUUGCACUUGUUGGCAUGCUAUAAGUUUAAUAAGGGGCACUCCAUAUUUUACUUACUGAGUUUAUCUCAUAGUUUUUUCUUGUCCACCAUUUCAGGAAGCGAAACCGAGGACAGGGAAACCACGGGAAGUGACGAGUUAGAAGGCUAGCCAUUUCGAGAUUGAUAUAGAUUUUAGAAAUAAAUCAUGCUUUUGUAAGAUAGAUUUUACCUUGAAUUUAUGAAAUCAAAACAGAUUUCGAUC
Messenger RNA from Rubroshorea leprosula, 1251 nucleotides. NCBI's taxonomy places the organism in Eukaryota, Viridiplantae, Streptophyta, Magnoliopsida, Malvales, Dipterocarpaceae. The record is from the annotation of a GenBank genome assembly.